Messenger RNA from Phoenix dactylifera (date palm), 1098 nucleotides. The record is from RefSeq and is a predicted model, not a curated record. Lineage: Eukaryota; Viridiplantae; Streptophyta; Magnoliopsida; Arecales; Arecaceae.
AUGGAGAAGAUGUUCCAAGCACUCCAGUUCCCUGAAGAAACAAAGGUCCGAUUAGCCAUUCCCCAGCUGAUAGGAAGCGCCGAAUUUUGGUGGACAACCAUGGAACCAGCAUACCCUGCCAGCAGGAUAACUUGGAGGGAUUUCACGAGGCUGUUCUAUGCAGAGUAUUUCCCGAACUCGGUGAGCCAGAUGAAACAAGAUGAAUUUUUGACACUGACGCAGUCCGAGCAGAUGUCCAUCCUACAGUAUGCCAGCAAAUUCAACGAACUGGGCCGGUUCUGCCCCCAGUUCAUGGACAAUGAAAGGAGUAAGGCAAGCCGGUUUGAGCGGGGGCUGAGGUACAGGAUCAGAUCCCGGAUAUCUUCUCACCUAUUCACCUGCUACAGAGACGUGCUGGACCGGGUCUUGAAGGUUGAGGCCGACUUGAUGAGGCCUGACAUAGAAAGAAAUGAUCUGAUGAAGGUCAGGCCAGCAGGAGGACAGAGCAGUAGGCCCAGAGGCAUCAAGGGGUCUAUGAUUAAGAAAAGACAGAACCGAGAUUGCCCUAGCUGCGGCAAGCAUCAUAGUGGGCCCUGUCUGAGGAAAAUUGGGGCCUGUUUUACCUGCGGGCAGAUCGGACAUAUAGCACGUGACUGCCCAAGGAGAGCCCCCAGACCUCCUGCACCCGAGGGCCAGAGGCCAAGGAACAACCCCCGAGUAUUCGCGCUGACUCGCCAGGACGCCAGUGCGAGCGACCAAGUGGUGACAGGUACACUGCCAGUUAAUUUGAUUGAUGCCUCUAUUCUGUUUGAUUCUGGUUCUACACAUUCCUUUGUGUCGGUUAGUUUUUCCAAGCAGUUGCAUUGCACAUCUGAGAAAAUAGAACCAUUGCAUGUUGCCACACCCCUCAAAGAAACAAUAAUAGUCGACACUAAAUACAAGAACUGCAUAAUUCAGUUGGGAGGAAAGGAGUUAGAGGCAAAUCUUCUACAGCUUGACAUGCAUGAUUUCGACAUUAUUUUGGGAAUGGACUGGAUGUCCCAGUACCACGCCCAUAUUGACUGUUACCAUAGAAAGUGGUAUUCCGGAUGCCAGGGGAACCAGAGUUCUUCUUUCUGA